This is a messenger RNA of Bursaphelenchus okinawaensis, 2363 nucleotides long. Lineage: Eukaryota; Metazoa; Nematoda; Chromadorea; Rhabditida; Aphelenchoididae. The record is from the annotation of a GenBank genome assembly.
AUGAAGCGUUGUAACUACUGCAACAGAGAGAUCUCAAGCAGGUCCGGCCCACAAUGCGACAAAUGUAUAAAGAAUCAAGCCAAAUAUGGCACGGUACGUUGAAUUUAAAACUUCUUUUUUGUUUUUAGACUACUGAAUGCAAGAACUUUCUUUACAAAACAAAAAACGGCAAGAACUUUCUUUACAAAACAAAAAACGGCAAAAACUUUCUUUACAAAACAAAAAAUAGCAAGAACUUUCUUUACAAAACAAAAAACGGCAAGAACUUUCUUUACAAAACAAAAAAUAGCAAGAACUUUCUUUACAAAACAAAAAAUAGCAAGAACUUUCUUUACAAAACAAAAAAUAGCAAGAACUUUCUUUACAAAACAAAAAACGGCAAGAACUUUCUUUACAAAACAAAAAAUAGCAAGAACUUUCUUUACAAAGCAUAAAAUGGCAAGAACUUUCUUUACAGUUCAAGAUACUACAAUAUAAUAACUCUACUGAUAUAUUAUACUUCGUUUUACUAAAUUAAAAUCCAUUUUUAGCCCACAACCUGCAAAUACUGUAAACUACCAGCAGCUUUCGUCGACCAGAAGUGUGUUCACUGUGCAUAUUCGGAGAGGAAGCACGGUGCGCCCAGAGAAUGCUCACAUUGCAAAAGAAGAGCUGCUUUCAAAGAUAAUAGUCGACAAGUAAGAAUUUAAAAAAACCAUUAAUUUUAUAAAAAUUGCAAGAACUUUCUUUACAGAACAAUAAAUGGCAAGAACUUUCUUUCCAUAACCAAAAAUGGCAAGAACUUUUUUUACAAUGCUUUACUUUAUAAUUUUAGGGCUCACUAUACUGCAGGCCAUGUGCAAUGAAGUUGGGCAAAGAGACAGCCGGCUCGAAACACACAAAAAAAGAAUCGUCAAAGACCAAGCAUAAGUAAGUCUAUUCUAUAGUCUUAGUCAUAGCCCUAGCCCUAGCUCCAGUCCAGAUCUUUAGCCCAGGCCCUUAACUCGGACCCUUAGUCCAAAGCCCUAGCCCGGAGACAUACCUCAGAGCUUUAACAUAGGGUUUUAGCUCAUGCCGUAGCCUAUGCCUUAACUCAUACACUAGUCUAUGCCUUAACUCAUGCUCUAGCCUAAACCUUAACUUAAGCCGCAAUAAAACUAAAGCCUAAGCCUUAGCUCACGCCCUGGUUCAUGAUCUAGCUUAUGUCCUAGCGUAAGCUUUAAACCAAGAGCUAGCCCAUACAAAUGCCCGUGCUUUAGCUUGUUUUAUAAUUCAAUGUUCUAUCCUAAGCUAUAGCCUAUAUCCUAUCCUGAACUCUAGUCUUAGCCUAAGCCCUAGCCUCAGUCAUAACCUAAGCUUUAGCCUAAGCUGUAACCACACCCUAGCCCAUGCUUUCUCCCAUGCCUUAGCCUAUGCCUUAGCCUAUGCCUUAGCCUAUGCCUUAGCCUAUGCUUUAGCCUAUGCCUUAGCCUAUGCCUUAGCCUAUGCCUUAGCCUAUGCCUUAGCCUAUGCCUUAGCCUAUGCCUUAGUCUAUGCCUUAGUAUAUGCCUUAGCCUAUGCUUUAGCCCUAGUUUCAGCCUUAGCUCCAUCAUAAUACCCUAGCUUAUGAUCAAGCCCAUUCUCUCGCUCAUGCUUUAGCGUAAGCAAUAGCGUAAGUCAUAGCCCAAGAUCUAGCGCAUUUAUUAGCUUAUGCUUCAGUAGUCCUGACUUUUCAGUUUUUUCGACUUUUUUGUAUUGUACGACACAAUACCCAAGCCCAUAUUUUACUAUUUAAAAUUGUUCCAGUAAAGACAAGCCCUCCAAUUUAUCGCAAACCAAAAGUUUUACCUCAAACGCAUUGGCUAGUAUUAUGCCAAUAAUUCCUAAAAAUGGUUCAAGUGGCACUCCAACAACCUCAGCGAUGGCAUUGAUCGGAGUUGAAUCGCCGGAGGAAAAGAUUCAACAGCUUCGGGAGAAGAACGAAGAUCUUCAGAGACAACUGGUCGAUACUCAGAAACAACUCAAGGAGAAACAGUCAAGGGUAGGGUAGGGUAGGGUAGGGUAGGGUAGGGUAGGGUAGGGUAGGGUAGGGUGGGGUAGAGUACUAAAAUGAUAGUUUUGUGUUACAGAUAGUAGAUCUAGAAGCCGAACAACACCGUAAAGACAAAGAGUUCAGAGAAAAGAAUCAACAAAAUCAGAAGCUCUUUGAUACGACGCUACAAAAUCUACAAGAUCAAAUCAAACAGUUGAACAGAGAGGUAAGAGAAUAUAAAAUAGCAAGAACUUUCUUGACAAAACAAGAAAUGGCAAGAACUUUCUUUACAAAUCAAAAAAUGGCAAGAACUUUCUUUACAAAAAAAAAUUCUAAGUUACUGUACUUUCAGCUAGCCUCAAAGAAACGUUGA